Molecule: messenger RNA, 2194 nt
Organism: Planococcus citri (citrus mealybug)
Lineage: Eukaryota; Metazoa; Arthropoda; Insecta; Hemiptera; Pseudococcidae
Product: beta-1,4-N-acetylgalactosaminyltransferase bre-4-like
Exons: 7
Coding region: 275-1405 (376 amino acids)
Biological process (GO): carbohydrate metabolic process; glycosphingolipid biosynthetic process
Cellular component (GO): Golgi apparatus
Molecular function (GO): galactosyltransferase activity; N-acetyl-beta-glucosaminyl-derivative 4-beta-N-acetylgalactosaminyltransferase activity
Source: RefSeq, a predicted model, not a curated record
CAACUUUGUGUUCCUGUUCUUAUCAUUUCAGUCUCGAAGUCGAAAUUAUGCAGAUUUUGCAAAGUUGCCAAAAGGAAAUAAUACCUACAUUUUAAAUUUUGAUUUUCAGCAUUCUGCACAAAUUUAAUUCAGUACUCAGUAUGCACCGGCGUACCAGUUUUCGAGUAUUAUAUUUAUGUAACAAGCACAAAGUGUUUCAGUUGCAAUGAAAGUGUUUUCCAGGCAAAGAAUUUUCCAUACAUGAUGCAAAUACGAAACACUCGUAGUCGUAACGAUGGUGUGUUCAUCAAAGCACUGGAUUUACUUCCUUUUAAUACCGAUUUUUUUCUUUUUUCUGACCGCUCAUUACGCUUUUAACACUGUAAUUCAAAGACACCACUUAGAACCCUUAUUUUCCAUUAACGAAUCUUACGUAGUAGUCCACUUCAAAGGAAGUAACGAGUAUAAAGCACAAUUAAAAUCUAAAAGGGAAAACGAAUUACGUAAUAUCUCAGAUGCUUCCGACGCUUAUUACAGUAAGCGAAACAUAUCGCAGCCUUGUCCGGAAAUACCUCCUAAUUUGGCGGGCAAAGUGCAAUUAAUAAAAGAAGCAACUCCUUCUUUUAAAAGUUUACGAGAUGAAUUUGAGAAUUCUAGUCUUCAGAAUGACGGACGUUACCAACCGAGUGAAUGCAGAGCACGUCAACUAGUCGCUAUUAUAGUGCCAUAUAGAGAUCGUUUUGAACAUUUGAAUAUUUUUCUCAGAAAUAUUCAUCCGUUUUUACAAAAACAACAAUUAGAUUAUACCAUUUUUAUUGUGGAGCAAGCAGGCGAUAGCCCUUUCAAUCGUGGUAUGCUGAUGAAUGUGGGAUUUUUCGAGGCUAUAAAAAUUCGUCCCUUCGACUGUUUUAUAUUUCACGAUGUCGAUUUACUGCCAGAAGAUGACCGAAAUUUAUACACAUGCCCGGAGCAGCCUCGUCAUAUGUCCGUUGCCAUUGACGUUUUCAGAUAUAAGUUACCAUACAGCGAUUUAUUUGGCGGAGUUAGUGCCAUGUCUACUGAGCAUUUUUUAUUAGUCAACGGUUUCAGUAAUAUGUUUUGGGGAUGGGGUGGAGAAGACGAUGACAUGUCGAUGCGUAUUAAAAUGAGAGGUUUGCAUUUAUCAAGAUAUCCUUUUAAUAUUGCUCGAUAUACAAUGUUAGCCCACGAAAAGCAAAAAGCCAAUCCAAAUAGAUUUGAAAAAUUAUACUACGGACGUAAACGUUUCAAAACCGAAGGACUAAACAGCUUAGAGUAUAAAAGACUGGCUGUUCAAUCGUGUAAACUUUUCACAUGGAUUUUUGUCGAAUUCACUCCACCUAAUCAAGAAGACACGUUCUCGGGCGUUUUUAAAAAUUCAUAUUUGACCAAGUUCAUAAGAGUUUAAACGUCACAAUGUAGAAAGUUGCGACAACUUAGCACCCAUUUUUUUGUAGAAUCUCUUAUCUGUGAUUUUUUUUUUCUCUAUAGGUAGUACGUUUACGUAAAUGCUUCCUGUUUUUCAAACUUCUAGCAUUCCAUUUUUAAAGGACACAAGAUCUUUUAUCAUGUUUUCCAUUUGUGCGCUUCUUUUAUUAUUGAUCUAGUCUUUUUAUAUACUUUUUAGUUUUACUUCAACGUGUUUGAAAUUUUAAUUGUUCUUUUUUUUUUGUUUUGUUGGUUAAAUUAAUUUUUACGUAAAUGAAUCUCAAAGUACUUAAUUGCAACUUAUUAGUGUCGUUUAAUUACCUGCUCUAUUAUUUAUUUUAACAUCAAGAUCAAAGAUCGAGUGCCUCUAUUGUAUUUUAUUUUUAAUAUGAUUUUAUAUAUUUUUUUCUUUUUACGCGACGUUUUAUACAUAAAAGACAAUUACGAUUAUUAAUCAAAAAUAUUGAAAGAACUGAAUUUUAAAAUAUAGAUUUAAAUUUUAAAUAAUACGUAAGUCGAACUUUUAUCGUAAUUCAUAAAUAGUUUCUUAUAUAGAAAUUUUCUUAAUAUUACUGUGAUAUUAUAUUCAUUAUCUUACGAGUAUGGUUAUGCGUCGGGCAAGUGCGAUAUUUUCUGGCUUAGUUCAUAAGCCAUUAUAGAAUGUGCAAUAUUAUCUUAUAACUUCUUGUUUCAUGGUGCGGGCAUUUUUUUUUCUUUUUCUGUUUAUUUUGUUCAAGUGCUAUGCGCAAAAUAUAUAUUGUUAUAUUUU